AUGUCUUCAAAAAUUAAUAUCGGAUUUAUCGGUUUGUCGAAAGGACGUUGGGCUGAACACGCGCAUGCACCCUAUCUACAAAAUUCAUCGAUUUACAGCAUCAAAGCAUUAGCUAAUUCGACACUUGAGUCUGCGAAAUCUGCAGCAGAAACUUUUGGUAUUGAUAAAUACUACGGUACACCAGAAGAAUUAGCUCAAGAUCGAAAUGUUGAUACCAUUGUUGUUUCGGUUAAAGUUCCAUUGCAUAAACAAUUGAUUAUGCCUGCUGUACAGCAAGGAAAGAAUGCGAUCGUCGAGUGGCCUCUCGGACGAAAUCUUCAAGAAGCCGAAGAAUUGGCUGCAUUAGCACGAUCAAAAGGUAUAAAAACCAUGGUGAUAUUACAGGCACGACAAUCAUCGGUGAUCAAGAAAAUGAAAGAGAUCGUCGAUUCAGGAAAAUUAGGAAAGAUUCUAUCCAUACAUAUUUAUGCUAGUGGUUCUGCUUGGGGAUCUGCAAUUGAUACGGCCAAUGCGUAUGCUGCUAAUAUUGCAAAUGGAGUAACACUGACUUCUGUACCUGGUGGUCAUACAUUGGACGCUAUGUGUUAUGUUUUUGGAGAAUUUAAAUCAGUAACAGCAACAAUGCAUAAUGCAAGAAAGACAAUCGAAGUUCGAGAUGAGAAAGGAAAUAAAAUUCGCGAGGAGCCAAUGACAUCUCAUGAUCAAAUGAGUGUCAGUGGACUCUUAACUUCUGGUGCAUACGCAUCGAUACAUUUACGUGGUGGAUCGUAUAAAGGCACGAAUCUUCUUUGGGAAGUCGAGGGCACACAAGGUGAAUUGCAAAUUAGAGGUACAACUGGACAUAUGCAACUUUCCUCACCAACAUUAUUUGCAAGUUUAAAUGGUGAAGAUCUAACCGAAAUAAAGCUCGACGAGGAACAAGGUGCUCAUGUUAAUGUUGGUCGAGCUUAUGAUGAAUUUGCUAAAAAGGACGGUAUUUAUCCAAGUUGGGAAGACGCCGUAAUUCGUCAUCGUAUGUUAGAAGCGAUCUACAAGAGUGCACAGACCGGUGCAACGCAAACUUAUGAACAUUAA
Messenger RNA from Adineta ricciae, 1074 nucleotides. Lineage: Eukaryota; Metazoa; Rotifera; Eurotatoria; Adinetida; Adinetidae. The record is from the annotation of a GenBank genome assembly.